Pecten maximus is the source of this 4990-nucleotide messenger RNA. Its product is annotated as E3 ubiquitin-protein ligase MIB1-like. Lineage: Eukaryota; Metazoa; Mollusca; Bivalvia; Pectinida; Pectinidae. Gene Ontology annotation, molecular function: ubiquitin-protein transferase activity; zinc ion binding; protein binding. The transcript has 22 exons. Gene Ontology annotation, biological process: protein ubiquitination. The record is from RefSeq and is a predicted model, not a curated record. Bases 104 to 3163 code for a protein of 1019 amino acids. Gene Ontology annotation, cellular component: cytoplasm.
AGGAAGAAAAGACAUCUUCCGUUUUGACAGUUUGGGAGACUGUCAAAGUCUUGUAGGGAAGUUUAUUUGACAAAAACAUGUUCAUUUAGACGAAGUAAUCGGGAUGAAUGCUGAUAAUAUUGAGCCGAAUUCAAGUACCUCUAACCGAGUGGUUAGAGCUAACUUGAUGGAAGGCGUAGGGGCACGAGUUGUUCGAGGACCAGACUGGAAAUGGGGAAAACAAGAUGGUGGGGAGGGGCAUGCUGGAACAGUUCGAAAUUUUGAGUCUCCAGAAGAGGUUGUUGUGGUUUGGGAUAAUGGAACAGCCGCUAACUACCGAUGUGCAGGAGCCUACGACCUAAGGAUUCUAGACAGUGCUUCAACAGGUAUCAAACAUGAUGGUACAAUGUGCGAUACAUGCAGACAGCAGCCAAUAUUUGGGAUCAGAUGGAAAUGUGCAGAAUGUUCUAACUAUGAUGUGUGCUCUGUUUGCUAUCAUGGAGACAAACAUAACCUUCGUCACAGAUUUUAUAGAAUCACUGUUCCAGGGUCUGAUAGGGUCGCUGUAGAGCCUCGAAGGAAAAGUAAAAAGAUAACCGCAAGAGGAAUUUACCCAGGAGCUAGGGUGGUGAGAGGUGUUGACUGGCAGUGGGAUGACCAAGAUGGGGGUAAUGGCCGCCGUGGAAAAGUCAUAGAGAUACAGGAUUGGGGUGCUGCCAGUCCAAGGAGUGCUGCAUAUGUUCUGUGGGAUAAUGCUUCAAAAAAUCUGUACAGGGUUGCUUUUGAAGGCAUGGCUGAUUUAAAAGUGGUAAACGAUGCUAAAGGUGGCUCCUUCUACAGAGACCAUCUCCCAUUGCUGGGUGAGCAGGGUCCAGGCUCCAGGGCAGGACCAGGAGGGCUAGCUAUUGGUGACCAGGUCAAUGUUGACCUUGACCUUGAGAUUGUCCAGUCCCUCCAGCAUGGCCAUGGGGGAUGGACAGAUGGCAUGUUUGAGUGUCUGGGUACAACAGGAACUGUGGUAGGGAUCGAUGAAGACCAUGAUAUUGUGGUGUCCUAUCCUAGUGGUAACAGUAGGUGGACUUUCAACCCGGCCGUUUUAACUAAGGUGAACACCCCCAGCAGUGCUUCUGCCUCUGCCAAUGAGAAUACCACCCCCACUCCACCAACACAGCAGUUUGCCGUGGGAGACCUUGUCCAAAUCUGCAGUGAUGCGGAGAAGAUAAAACUACUACAGCGUGGACAUGGAGAGUGGGCUGAAGCUAUGAUUCCUACCCUGGGUAAGAUUGGGCGUGUGCAACAGAUCUACCAUGAUAAUGACCUGAAGGUGGAGGUGUGUGGCACGUCCUGGACGUACAACCCUGCGGCUGUCACCAAAGUCGCAUCGUCAGACGGAGCUGCUAUUGGCAACUCAUCUGGAGAACGUCUAAGUGCUCUCCUGAAGAAGCUGUUUGAGACGCAUGUUUCUGGAGAUGUGAACGAAGAGCUAGUCAAGGCAGCUGCUAAUGGAGAUGGGACCAAGGUGGAUGAGCUCCUACAGCGACCCGAGGCUGAUGCCAAUGGAAUGUUUGCUGGACAUACCGCCCUCCAGGCAGCAUCACAAAAUGGACAUUCUGAUGUCAUACGGGUACUGAUGAAACAUGAUGUGGACUUCGAAAUUGAGGACAAAGAUGGUGAUAGAGCUGUACAUCAUGCUGCUUUUGGUGAUGAGCCCAGUGUGAUUGAACAGUUACAGAGGGGAGGGGCAGACCUUAACGCCAGAAACAAACGUCGCCAGACACCCCUACACAUCGGCGUAAACAAAGGCCACAUCGGUGUGGUGAAGACACUCUUAGACCUUGGCUGUCAUCCCAGUCUCCAGGACUCCGAGGGAGACAGUCCACUCCAUGAUGCCAUCAGUAAGAAGAGAGACGAUAUGAUCUCCAUCCUGCUCGAACAUCAUGCAGAUCUGACAAUAGCCAAUAACAAUGGCUUUAACUCUCUACACCAUGCUGCACUUCGGGGCAACCCAAGUGCGAUGAGGAUAUUACUAACUAAAAUUCCUCGACACUGGAUUGUGGAUGAGAAAAAGGAUGACGGCUAUACUGCCCUCCACCUGGCUGCACUAAAUAAUCAUGUGGAGGUGGCGGAACUCCUUGUCCACCAGGUAAAGUCAUCGUCUCAAGGUCAAGACCAAAAGGUUAAGGGGAAGGCCAACAUGGAUAUUCAGAAUGUCAAUCUCCAGACUGCUCUCCACCUCGCUGUGGAACGACAGCACACACAGAUUGUCAGGUUACUGGUGCGGGAGGGAUGUAACCUGAACGUACCUGACAAGGAUGGUGACACCCCCCUCCACGAAGCCCUCCGACACCACACCUUAUCACAGCUCCGACAACUCCAGGACAUGCAGGAUGUUGGCAAGUUACUAAUGGGACUGGGAACUCCAGGAGCAGAUAAAAAGUCCAGCGCUUCCAUUGCCUGUUUCCUUGCUGCUAAUGGUGCUGACCUCAGCAUCAAAAACAAGAAAGGUCAAACUCCACUUGACCUCUGUCCUGACCCUAACCUUUGUAAAGCCCUGGCUAAGUGUCAUAAAGAACGCCACAGCCCGGGAGCAGCUGCUGAGAACACUGUGAUUAUCCGGAAUGACCAGGAGUCGCUACUGGAGUGUAUGGUGUGUUCGGACCUGAAGAGAGACACACUGUUUGGACCGUGCAGUCACAUUGCUACCUGUUCUCUUUGUUCACCUAGAGUUAAGAAAUGUCUCAUGUGUAAGGAACAGGUCCAAUCUAGGACUAAGAUUGAGGAAUGUGUUGUGUGCUCGGACAAGAAAGCGUCUGUAUUAUUCCUUCCAUGUGGUCACAUGUGUGCGUGUGAUGGUUGUGCUGUCCUUAUGAAGAAAUGUGUGCAGUGUCGUUCCUCCAUUGAGAAGACUGUCCCAUUUAUUGUGUGUUGUGGAGGCUCACCUCCUCCUGCCCCUCAGCCACCUGGAGUUAUGAACAACGGGUCGCGUGAUGUGUCUAAAGACAUUCAGAAGCUACAGCAACAACUACAGGACAUCAAGGAUCAAACAAGCUGCCCUGUGUGUAUGGAUCGCCUGAAGAACAUGAUUUUCCUGUGUGGACAUGGCACAUGUCAAAUGUGUGGAGACAGAAUGGCUGAGUGUCCCAUCUGUCGCAAGUCUGUAGAGAAACGCAUCCUCCUCUACUAAGGGAGACAAUCCUCCUCUACUAGGGGAGACAACUGUCCAAGUGUAUUCUCUUCAAAUAGGGGAGACAACUGUCCUAGUGCAUCCUCCACAAUUAGGGGAGACAACUGUCCUAGUGCAUCCUCCACAAUUAGGGGAGACAACUGUUCUAGUGCAUCCUCCACAAUUAGGGGAGACAACUGUUCUAGUGCAUCCUCCACAAUUAGGGGAGACAACUGUUCUAGUGCAUCCUCCACAAUUAGAGGAGACAAAUGUUCUAGUGCAUCCUCCACAAUUAGGGGAGACAACUGUUCUAGUGCAUCCUCCACAAUUAGGGGAGACAACAGAAUGGGAAUCUUCCUUCUGUAGAAGAAGAGACAAUUUGAUGACCACACCUUGCUCUAGUAGAGGAUACAACCACAGAAAGACAUCUUUUAUUAGAGGACAACUAGAUUAGAGGAAUGCAUUCCCUUUAGUGAAAGAGAAACUGAUUUCUACCAAGGGUGACAAUUAAAUGAACACAAACCUGUCCUCUCCUGUUGAAGUGUGUCUUUCAGACUUGGUAAUGGCUUUUCUGUUAGGGUGAGAUGUCUGAAGAUUCUCAUUCUCAGACACUGAAAAGUGGGGGAAAUGCAGUCCCUUCACUGUCAACUAUAUGAUAAAGAUAUAUCUAUCAUCUUCUUUGACAAACUGAGAGAGUGAUAUUUGACUUGCCUGGUUCCACCCAUCCCUAUUUAGAUUAGAUUUUUAUUAGAUGUCUCCCAGACCCUUACCAUAGAUAAAACCCUACACCAAGGCCAUUAGUGGCACAUAGAGAUGUUCCCCAAUAUAUGUCAUCAAAUCUACCAGACUUCACGCCAGUGAUUUGUGUUAUUAUAAUCACUGAUGAGGAGUGAAUCAAAACUGAUGAAACCGGAAAAUUAAACCUAACAUCAUUGGACUUGAGUAUUUUAUGGGAGAAUGUAAUUUGCAAUAUUGAAUUCUAUCUAUUUGAUGAACUGAUAAAUUUACACUCUGACAGUCAUAGCUGAUAUCUCACUGUGAAGACAGAGUAGAAUUGAUAUAUUCAUGUGGCAUUUACUAUGGUUCAUUCACUACACAAUUAAUAUAUCUGUGAGCAAAUCUUGCCAGGUAAUCACUGAUAUAGUGUCAUUUUCAACAUUGUUUACUUCAAAGUGUACUAGGUAAUUUCCAUGGAAUAACAUGUGUUUGACUGGUAUUUAUAUUGCAGAUUUUACAAGUUAUUUUUCACACAUGUUUACCAUCUUAGAAAUAUCUGUUUUACCAAACUGAUGAACUGUAUAUGCUAUUCAGUGUGAAACUGAAUACAGCCCUCUAUUUAUGACGUUUUACCAGUGAACUAUGGGGAAGUAUGAAUGUAAUAUUGGUACAUCACGUGACAGAAUAGUACUGACUUCCGAUUGGCUAUAUAUAGCUACACAUGUUUAUAAUAGGGUGAUAGUGCUUGCUCCUUCGGGCAAGUUGAGGUUAGCUGCUUCAUUGUGACGUCACUGUUAUCCUUGUGCUGGACGAGACAACAAAAAUGACUGGCAGGCCCUCAGGUAGUGAAAUAUUCAGUUGAAUAUUUAGAUAAGUAAAUCAAAAUGAAAGUGUGAUGUACCUUACACAUUAUUGCCUUGUGGAAAGGGCACUAUUGCCUCAUAGUAUUGUCUCAUGAUGAGAUAGUGCCCUUUCAUCAAGGCCAUGAUAGAUAUAUAGUAUAAAACCAAAUAGACACCCAAUCAUUGUACAGUGUCUGGACAUUACUUUUGGUGGGUUGUUAUCAAAGUUAGGUUGUUUAUUAGUAAUACAUAACUCCAGUGGAAUAUCAUAUAUAUUUCACUUAUAUAU